CAUCACUCCUUCCAACCCGGCUUCCAUCCCAACUCUCCUCCUCCUCUCCCCCUCGUGGCGCCCACGAUGCUGCCAUGGCGCGCACCGCCGUCAGCAAUCGUGCAGCCACCCGGUGGACGGUGCGCAUCAUCCCCUUCGUCAUAGUCGCCGCGUUCGGCAUCGGCACCUACGCGGUCGCGGGCCGCCUGUGUGUGCAAUAUCUCUAUCGGACAGAGGGAAAGUCUGGGCUCGCAGUCGCCCUGCUCGUGCUCUACUUCUUGUUCUUCGUCCUGUCCGUCGCCACGUACCUGCGCACCUUCCUCGCCGUUCAGCUUAACCCGGGCCUGGUCCCCCUCCUGCACGAGGAGCGCGGCGACCUCGGCGAGAAGCGACGAGCUUCGACCUCGCGGCGCGGGAGAGACCCCGAAGCGAAUCCCUGGGUGCCGCCCGAUGCGAACCCAGACAGCCCCGGCCUCGAGGCCUUCUACAGCAAGGACGCCUUCGUCUGCGAGGUCGACGGCCGGCCGAAAUGGUGCUCCGACUGCAGGCAGUGGAAGCCGGACCGCGCGCACCACUCUAGCGAACUGGGCCGCUGCGUCCGCAAGAUGGAUCACCUAUGCCCGUGGGUUGGCGGCAUGGUGUCCGAGACCUCUUUCAAUUUCUUCGCCCAAUUCACAAUGUAUACCACUUGUUUCUGCUCCGUGUGUGUAGCAAUAGGGGCAUAUUGCUUGAAGCUACAGAACGACGAGGAACGCCCGACUGACGGGUGGGUAAUUGCCGUCAUCGUGCUGUCGGCGGUGUUCACCUUCUUCGCCUUUGCCAUGGCGCUGACAUCGCUCCGCUUCAUCUUUACAAACAUCACCAACAUCGACAUACUCAGGAAGAGGCAGCAGUUCUACCUCGCGGUGCGCGUGCCCUACGAUGUACUCAAGCGAAGGAGCUUCCCGACCAUUGUGUACCCUCUCCAGCCAUGGCCUCCGGAGCCGCCGCCGCCCGCCAGCGCCCCGCCACCACAUUUCGGCACCGCGGCCGGCCAGAGCCUCGCAGCCCGGGACGACCAGGCAAAGCGUAUGUUUGCUAUCCUGCGCACGGAACCUGGUCAGAACCCGUGGGACCUGGGCUACUGGGGGAACUGGAAAUCGGUCAUGGGCAACACGCCCAUCGAGUGGCUGCUUCCCAUCAGGCACUCGCCCUGCUGCAACCACGAUAGCAUGGCGAGCGACUAUCCGUUCGGCCCGCUGCUCGACGAUCUGAGGAAGAAGCAUGAUAUUCCGGACCUGAGUGGGGACGGGUCCGGUCGGCCUGAGAUGCAGCAGACGGGCCAGCGCGCGUAAUAAUCUUGUGUUGUACAUACUUGGAUCCUGGCGUUUGCAUGGGUUUGGCGAGGUCUUUGCAUUGCGCAGGACAAGAGGAGGGCGAAUUGACGAAUCGGUUAUAGACUAGGCAUCAUAGACGGACGGGCUCAGUCAGCGUUUACGUCUUCUUUGUAGUGUUAAUAUACGACGGCACAGUGCAGCAACUAGGACGGUGUAUGCCCACAUGAGGAUGAUGCGGGCGAGGGGCCGGUGUCUCUGGGCUUGGCUUCUUUGGACAGCUUGUCUCUGAGGGUGUAGAUUGGUUAUCCGUGAUGUUUGGACUGGUUGUCUCUGCUCUGAGUUCCCGGCAGGUUACACGUAUCGGUGUCCGAUAUGACACCCCCAGGGGCAUGACAUCGAUUCGGAAGCAACCACACAGGGCAGACGACUGCAUGCAU
Purpureocillium takamizusanense is the source of this 1732-nucleotide messenger RNA. RefSeq names its product Protein S-acyltransferase (gene pfa5). The transcript is spliced from 3 exons. Gene Ontology annotation, cellular component: endoplasmic reticulum; Golgi apparatus. The coding region runs from base 75 to 1313 and encodes 412 amino acids. Lineage: Eukaryota; Fungi; Ascomycota; Sordariomycetes; Hypocreales; Ophiocordycipitaceae. Gene Ontology annotation, molecular function: protein-cysteine S-palmitoyltransferase activity. Gene Ontology annotation, biological process: protein targeting to membrane; peptidyl-L-cysteine S-palmitoylation. The record is from RefSeq and is a predicted model, not a curated record.